AUGAAGGGGCUGAGCCGCCUGCUCCGCGGCGAGCGGGAGGCCGAGCGGGGACCCGCGGAUGUAAACCAUGAAAACUUGUUGCCAGAUGAGAGACAAUUUCAUUAUGCUGCUAAAAUGAACAAUUUGGAUACCAUGGAAAAGCUGUUUAAAAAGAAUGUUAAUAUAAAUGCUGUAGACACUCUGAAGCGCACCGCAUUCCAUUUUGCUGUUGCCAGAAGUCAUGUGUCAGUGGUGGAUUUUCUUCUCCAUCACAAAGCUAGACUUGAUAUGGCAGAUCAGCAUGGCCUGACAGUGAUUCAUCUUGCAGCUUGGACUGGAAAUCUGGAUAUAAUGCGAAAAUUAGUCAAAGCAGGUGCUGAUCAAAAGGCUAAGAAUGAGGAAGGAAUGAAUGUACUGCACUUUGCAGCUCAGAACAACAGCGUUAAAAUAGUUGACUAUUUUCUCCAAGAUCUUCAUCUGAAUGACUUGAACAAGCCUGAUGGGAAUGGUAAAAAGCCAUUUCUUUUGGCAUCGGAGAAAGGCCAUGUUGACAUGAUAAACAGUUUGAUAACUCUGAAGCUCUUUACAUCUGAAAAAGAUAAGGAGGGAAACACAGCAUUGCAUCUAGCAGCCAAAAAUGGUCACAGUGAAGUUGUAGAAAUUCUGCUUGAACAGUGGGAGGAAAUAAAUGACCUCAAUGAGAAUGGAGAAACUCCAUUUUACUUGUCAGUUGAAGGAGGUAAUGAAAAAUGUGCUGAACUCUUACUGGAAGCAGGGAGUGACAUCAACGUUUUAACUCAGAACAAUAGCAAUGCUUUGCAGAUUGCAAUUCAGAAUGGACAUCUAUCUUUGGUUACUUUUCUUAUUGAUAAGAAUAUUGACCUGGUUCCUAAACCUGAGCAGAAGAAUUCCCCUCUCCAUUUAGCAGUCAUCAAUAAUAAUGUACCGGUAGUAAAAAGCCUCUUGGAUGCCAGUCAUGAUAUAAACUCCUUAAAUCAUAGACAGGAAACCCCCCUACAUCUGGCAGCUGAUCUUGGCAAUGUGGAGCUGGUGGAAGUGCUGCUGAAGGCAGGUUGUGAUCUCAAGACCGUCGACAAGCAUGGAAAAACUGCACUAGCUGUUGCAUCGAGGAGCAGUCACGCCCUCAUUGUAGAUAUGAUCAUUAAAGCAGAAAGGUAUUAUGCCAUGAAACAGAAACAUCUAGCUUGUAGUGGUGGUGCGUCAGACUUCGGCUUGUCCUUCAAACAAGAUCAUAGUACACAGACCAAGCAAAUCCGUUCCUCCCUUUGGAAUCUAGCAUAUAACCAAUUAAAACCCCAGGAAUGGAAAAAAAUGGCCCUGUUCUGGAAGUUCACAGAUGAACAAAUUAAAGCUAUUGAAGAACAAUGGACAGGGAAAAAAAGUUACAAGGAACAUGGAAACAGAAUGUUGCUCAUCUGGUUACAUGGUAUAUUGCUGGCUCAUCAGAACCCUGUCAAGCAUAUAUAUGAAGACCUGGUGGAAGCAGGAUUUCAGCCUUUAGCUGAGAACAUCAGAGCUGCAAGUGGCACUAAUACGGACUCCAGAAAAUGUAAAAUUUCAUGA
This is a messenger RNA of Chaetura pelagica (chimney swift), 1563 nucleotides long. It is a transcript of the gene ANKDD1B, whose product is annotated as ankyrin repeat and death domain containing 1B. The coding region runs from base 1 to 1563 and encodes 520 amino acids. The transcript is spliced from 16 exons. Lineage: Eukaryota; Metazoa; Chordata; Aves; Apodiformes; Apodidae. Gene Ontology annotation, biological process: signal transduction. The record is from RefSeq and is a predicted model, not a curated record. Gene Ontology annotation, molecular function: protein binding.